AUGGCCUGCCGAACGGCGGCGGCGGAGGAGGCGGCGCGGGGGAGUUCCAGCGCCGGGAAGGUCGAGGACCUCCGCUGGGGUGCUGUUGCACCAGGGCCGCCGGGCACUCGACCGGCCGCCGCCGCCGCCGCUGCAGCAGCAGAAGCAGCAGCAGCAGCUACAACACAGUGUUACGUCUCUCCGAACUUUGGUCCACGUCUCGCCGGCGCCGCCGCGGCCCCGGGGAAGGUCAUCCGCAGCGCAGCCCAGCGCAGCGCAGCGCACCGCGGCGCGGCGCGCUUGAGGUGUCCGGGCGGCGCCGCGGCCGCGCGCUCAUCCCCUGCCUGGCCGGCGUGAAGGAUCUGGGCUGCCCGCGGCAAGCUGUCGCUACAGGU
This is a messenger RNA of Gryllus bimaculatus (two-spotted cricket), 374 nucleotides long. The record is from the annotation of a GenBank genome assembly. NCBI's taxonomy places the organism in Eukaryota, Metazoa, Arthropoda, Insecta, Orthoptera, Gryllidae.